Molecule: messenger RNA, 2747 nt
Organism: Mercenaria mercenaria
Lineage: Eukaryota; Metazoa; Mollusca; Bivalvia; Venerida; Veneridae
Product: transmembrane protein 53-like
Exons: 3
Coding region: 255-1187 (310 amino acids)
Molecular function (GO): serine hydrolase activity
Source: RefSeq, a predicted model, not a curated record
CGCCUGAAACAUUUACCAAUAACCCAUUAAAAGUUACAUUUUUAUGUGAAGUCUGAACUGAUAUGUAAAACUAAACAAUUAAGUGGACAGGGUUUAUGAUACAAUUAACCGCUGGGGAUAUUAAUUUUGCAAAAGUAUCAAUAAAUUUUAAAGCUUUGAUAUACAUGAUCAGCCAGCCGAUCAAUUCUGUAUGACAAAGACAAAAGUGCAUUGAUUUAUUUGAGUCUGGAGACGAAACAAUCAAGUGAAAAAACAUGAUGCGGACAUGGCUGUACCUUCGACCAGUACAGAAGAACCUUUCAAGUUUGGGAUUUGUUCGUUUAUUGAGUUCUCUGCCAAAAAUAAGUGCCAAAGACGUGAACAAAAAUGUGAGGAUAUUUCAGCACGUGACCCCGUCGUCAAGUCCACGACCCCUAGUAUUACUGUUUGGCUGGCUGUUCGCUAAACCGAAACAUCUGAAAAAAUUCGUAGACAUGUAUAAUCAGCAGGGCUUUGACGUUAUAUCCGUGCAGGUAUUCCUGCGACAGCUUCUUAAACCGAAGCGGGUCCAAUCUUUGAUGCGAGAUGUCAUUGACCUUUGCGACCAAGAAGAGAGAAAAUACCAGCAAAUGCUUGUCCACUCCUUGUCCGUCGGCGGAUACAUGUACGGAGAGGUUUUGACCAAUUUUGAAAAAUAUCCGGACAAAUACGGUGACGUUAGUCGGCGUUUACGAGGGCAAAUUUUCGACAGCGUCAUAGAUUUCUAUGGAAUUCCAGGCGGCAUUGCAAGGGCAAUAACUCAUAACAAAUCUAUCGGGAACAAAAUAGACACAACUUUAGAAUGGUACUUGAAAAAAUUCCCCUCAAUUACAAGUGAUUACGUGAAAGCUUCUGAAGCUUUCCAUGACAACAAAUUACAGUUACCAAGUAUAUUCCUAUACUCAGUCAGUGACCCAGUCUGCAAUCCGGAGCACUAUGAAGAACUUGCAGCCGAGUGGCGCAACGCUGGCUUGUACGCUACUUCUCGUUUUUGGGACGACACGCCGCAUGUGAGCACGUUCAAGAAACAUAACAAAGAGUACACACAAACUGUAGUAGACUUCAUAAGACACACUGGAGUGACAGAUGCUAGUAACAUCAAAGUGAGAACCGAACCGCCUAUUGACGAAAUGGAAUUACUUGCCAAAGGAAAGAUUGUCAGUCCAUAAAUAGCUUUGUUAUGUAUAACCAUUUUAGUCAGCAAACAUCACAGUUUAUUUAACUUUAACUUGUAUACCAAAGACUGUCUUCAUCCGCAUAAAGACCAUUCUUGUCUUGAAAUACCCAACUAUCAACAGCCGGUACAGUUGUCCUCUUAUUAACAAAGGCCUUUACUCCUAUGAUAAUCUUUGUGAUAGAAAGUGUUGACUAAUGUUUAUAUUGUUUUGACAGACCUGUAACGAAUUUAGAAAAAAAUGGAUGAUGAAAACUGCAGAGUUAUAUUUCUCAGACAAAACGUUCUUUUUUCAUCAGUAUAACACUGUUUUGUUAAACAGACAAACUAAAAUGCCGUGAAGUUUAUUAUUACAUUGAUAGAUCUAUGUCUAAAUCCAUAUAUAAUUUUACUGAUCUGUAUAUGAAUGUAGUAUUUUCUGUUGACGAUGUCAAUAUUAUUUUCAGACAGGUCAACAUAACAUCAUAUCAUAUUGACCGAAACAUUUGUCUGCCAUUGUUAUAUUAUAUGUACCCACGAUGUUAUAUGAUAUUGUUACAGUCUUAGAAAGAAAUUUUGGACAUUCAUAACUCUAUUGUUGGCAAUCUUGACCAAUCAGUUGAGCAUGUUUCUCAUAUAAAUAUAAUAUAUGACUACCAAAGAUACUGUUUCAUAUUUAAAGGUACUGCCAGCAAAAUACUUUAUAUGGUAAGUUGCAAUAUACUUGCAGAAUUAACAACCCCUUUUGUAAGGCGUGUAGACCGUUUAAACAGUCUGACCGUGGGUAUUGUCCCACGGGAGUUGUCAGUGCGCAUCCAUUUUCGCGCAUUCACUUUUGUAUUAAAACGUCUGCUUCAGCGGAUAAUUCUGCAGAAUACAGCGAACAGGUUCCUUCGAGAAUAAAUUAUUAUGCAUAUAACAAACAUUGUGAUUGUUAAAAGUCAUUUAUGAGUUUUUAAACAAGGAUUUAUCACAAAUAAAAAAAAAGUUACAUAAAGUGUAAAAGAACUCACACAGGCAGAAUGAAAUAUUAUAUAUAUAAUUACCUCCCUUGGUUUGAAUAAAUGGAGAUUUAUAAUAUUUCAUUCUGCCUGUGUGAGUUCUUUUACUCUUUAUGGAAUUAAUAUAUAUACAUGUAUAUCUAAUAUGUUAUCUGCACUAGGAAAAUCUUUCUAUUUUACCUGGAAUAACUUACACACGAACGACCCUUGCCGCUAAGAAUAGAAUGUAGCAAAUAAUUUUGAAUUUAAAUAUUACAAGGAUGUCUGAAAGUUAUUACUUGGCAUCUUUAUUGUAAAUUUCAUGUAUAAUGCAUAAUUCUAUAAUUUUAGUAACACGUAUUUUCGCCUUUUUAGUUCAAUGCAACUACUUGGUUGAUGGUGUUCUUAAAAUACACUUGGGUAACACGGAAGCAUAGCUUUAGAAAAAUCUUUAGGAUAAAAUUAUUCCAGAAUACGUUUUUAAAUGCACAUGCACAUGCAAAAUGUUAAAACUUAUUGUUCUUAUACUACAUUUGAGUGAAUGAUAUGAUCGAGCUGGCAUAUUUAAGAUAAAAUAAACGUUUUUAACGAAAGGA